AUGAGUGAAAAUGCAACAGAUACCUCGAUGUCGGCACCAAUUGCGAAUGCAGACUCAAUAUUAUCUACAGAGCCCCCUUAUAGUAUAUUCGACCAUCGACAGAGGGCAUUAAUUAUUUUCAUAAUAUCCAUAGCUGCUACAUUUUCGGGCUUCGCAUCCAAUAUCUAUUUCCCAGCCCUGCCAACUAUUGCGCAUGACCUCAAUGUGUCAAUAGAACUCAUAAAUUUAACUGUUACGUCAUACCUCAUUUUCCAGGGACUCGCUCCUAGUCUCUGGGGUCCAAUAUCCGAUGUUAAGGGACGCCGGGUCGCAUAUUGUUUCACUUUCGUCGUUUUUCUUGGGGCUUGCAUAGGUCUCGCCGAAUCAAAGAACUACACCACUCUCAUAGUUCUUAGAUGUCUACAGAGUACAGGUAGCGCGAGUACUAUCGCAAUUGGUUCUGGAGUAAUUGGUGACAUUACUACACGCGAUAACCGCGGUGGGUUUAUGGGUAUCUUCCAGGCAGGAUUACUAGUACCCGUCGCCGUAGGGCCGGUAAUUGGAGGCGCAUUGGCAGGUUCUCUAGGAUGGAGAUCUAUAUUUUGGUUCCUAGCCAUCUAUAGCGGCGUAUUUUUGCUGGUUCUGAUCUUGUUGUUGCCAGAAACACUAAGGUCGAUUGUUGGGAAUGGCAGUCUGACACCUUCUAGUGUGAUCGCCAGAUAUCCGCUGAACCUGUACCAAAGGACUAGCAAAACCAAGUGGAAGCCUGUAACUUCCACAAGUCCUGAUAGCGAUACGACGAGAAAGCGGGUUGAUGUUAUAGGUCCCUUCCGCAUUCUUAUCAGCAAACAAGCCGCACCGAUCAUUAUUUUUCUUGCCUUAUAUUACGCCGUAUGGCAGAUGAGCAUUACAGCCAUGUCCAGUCUUUUCGAGGCCAAAUACGGUCUCAGUGAGAUGGAAAUCGGUCUUACAUUUAUCGCCAACGGCGUAGGCUCCAUGGUCGGCACAUUAGUCACCGGUAAAAUCCUCGACAUCGACUACCGCCGCGUCAAAACUCGGCACGAGUCUUCAGCACCCACGGACCCUGAGCAAACCAACAAUUCUCAAGAAUCAGAUUUCCCGCUAGAAAAAGCCCGUCUUCGUCUCGUUCCAAUAUUUUCCGGAUUACAAUGUAUCUCCAUCCUUCUUUUCGGCUGGACGAUUCACUAUCCGCAUAAAGUACACAUCGCCGUGCCAAUUAUAUCAACUUUUAUUACCGGCUGGACGGCAAUUUCGAAUUAUUCUGUUGUUGUGACGUAUCUAGUUGAUAUCUUUAAUGAUCGGAGCGCGGCUGCAAGUGCAAGUCUUAACCUCGCGAGGUGCUUAUUUGCCGCGGGAGGUACGAGUUUUGUUAUGCCUAUGAUUAAUGGUAUAGGAGUCGGUCCUACGUUUUCUGUUUGUGCGGCGGUACAGGCGGUAGGAAUGUUAGGCCUUGCUAUACAGUGGAAAUUUGGGGCUAAGUGGAGGAUGGAAGCUCAGGCAAAGAGACGGGUUGAUGUCGAAAGGGAAGAGUCUGAGUCUAUGUAA
Messenger RNA from Orbilia oligospora ATCC 24927, 1545 nucleotides. RefSeq lists its product as uncharacterized. Gene Ontology annotation, biological process: transmembrane transport. Lineage: Eukaryota; Fungi; Ascomycota; Orbiliomycetes; Orbiliales; Orbiliaceae. The record is from RefSeq and is a predicted model, not a curated record. Gene Ontology annotation, molecular function: transmembrane transporter activity. The transcript is spliced from 2 exons. Bases 1 to 1545 code for a protein of 514 amino acids.